Molecule: messenger RNA, 377 nt
Organism: Cetraspora pellucida
Lineage: Eukaryota; Fungi; Glomeromycota; Glomeromycetes; Diversisporales; Gigasporaceae
Source: the annotation of a GenBank genome assembly
AUGACGGAGAAAACAUUAAUUGAAUAUUCGGAGCAAUUAAAAUCGUAUUUGAACAAAUACGAUAUAGAAAAUUUUGAUUAUUCACAAUUUCAAAAUAUCAAAACCAUCGGAAAGGGAGCAUAUGCAACUGUGUAUUCGGCUACUUUCAAAGAAAAAGUGUAUGCAUUAAAAAGCCUAGACAAUAAUCUGGGUUUAGACGAAAGAGAAUUUAACCAAUUACAACGUGAAGAACUUGAUAAAUUAUUGGUUGAACAGGCUAUUGAAUUUGUCACAAAUAACAUAAAUCAAAUAAUUACACAACCUGAAUUAUAUCCUAAUGAAGAUGAUGAUUUAAAUGAAUAUGAUUAUUGCAUUGAAUGUGAAAAUACAAUUGACAG